Messenger RNA from Camellia sinensis, 1326 nucleotides. RefSeq names its product xylan glycosyltransferase MUCI21-like. The record is from RefSeq and is a predicted model, not a curated record. Gene Ontology annotation, molecular function: glycosyltransferase activity. NCBI's taxonomy places the organism in Eukaryota, Viridiplantae, Streptophyta, Magnoliopsida, Ericales, Theaceae.
AUGAAGAAGAAGGAAUCAAGAAGAAUAUUGGUGAUCUUGUGUAUAUUUUUCUUCAUUCUAAUUUUCAUAUAUCAGAUUGAGUUCUCUUCAAUCUCUCAGCUGAGUACUGCAAAUUCAACAAGGAGUCAUCAAGCAAUUCACACUCCAUUGCCAAGCCCAAUCAAGUGCAACAGGUCCUAUUCUAACUAUCGUAUCUGCUCACUCAGCAGCCCAACUGUGCUGGAUCCAAAACUGGCCACUUUUUAUGCUGUGGGCCCAACAAACUUGCUGGAAAAAGACGAGCCUUACUCUAAAAAAUGGGCGAAUUUCACAGUGGCCCAAAUCAAAGAUGUCACUCUCACAUCCGGCCCACAAAGCCCACCAUGCAUGAUCCAACACAAUGCCCCAGCCCUAGCAUUCAGUGCAGGUGGGUGCACCGGAAGCUUCUUCCAUGAGUUCAAUGAUCGGUUCAUCCCACUCUUCAUCACCGUCAAUUCAGUAUUCUCUAAUGAUGAGGAUCCUAUCCUUGUAAUCUCCAAAUCAUGCAAUUGGUGGCUUCGAAAGUUUGCAAGUUUGCUUCGGAGUUUCAGCAAGCACCAGAUUAUAAACCUCGAUAAUGAUACUACCACUCACUGUUUCCCUUCUGUCACGAUAGGCCUCUUGUCACAUGGUUUCAUGACUAUUGACCCAAAAUUAAUACCAAAUCAAAAAACCUUGUUGCAUUUCCAUGCAAUGCUAGAGAAAACCUAUGGUGGCCAAAACCAUCCUUUCAUUUCCAACCUCUCUCUCAAAUCCCGGCCGCGCCUUGUGCUGAUGAGCCGUAGCGGUAGCAUUGGCCGUGUGAUCUUGAAUAGGGUCGAUGUGAAAAGGGCAGCAGAGAAGGAAGGUUUCCACGUCAUCGAAUUCGAACCGAAAUUUGAGACUCCAUUGGAUGAAGUGUACACUAUGAUAAGUUCAAGCCAUGCAAUCGUAGGGGUGCAUGGUGCGGCACUCACUAACUUCUUGUUUCUUCGGCCUGGGGCGGUAGUAGUGCAAGUGGUGGCGAUUGGAUUGGAGUGGAUAGCAGAGGAAUGCUUCGGGAAGUCGGCUCGGGAAUUAGGGUUGGAAUACAUGGAGUAUAAGAUUGGAGUGGAGGAGAGUAGCCUAGGAGAGAAGUAUGGGAAGGAUGAUGUGCUGAUAAAGGAUCCAAUGUCCUUACAAAAGAAGGGUUGGUCCAGAGAAAUUAUGGACAUUUACUUAGAGCAACAAAAUGUGAAAUUGGAUUUGGUUAGGUUUAGGAAAUAUUUGAAGAAAGCAUAUGAAAAGGCAAUUAUCUCCAUGGAAAAAAAUGGUGAGCAUGUGUCAUGA